Molecule: messenger RNA, 1554 nt
Organism: Saprolegnia diclina VS20
Lineage: Eukaryota; Oomycota; Saprolegniomycetes; Saprolegniales; Saprolegniaceae
Exons: 1
Coding region: 1-1536 (511 amino acids)
Source: RefSeq, a predicted model, not a curated record
AUGAUUGAGUCCGCCAUCCUCUGCGAAUGCGACUCGGAGCGGAACAAGACCGAGAAGAACCUCGCGUUCAACAUGACGCUGGCUCAUUUUGCGGUCGACGUGAUUGGCGACUCUUCAGCGUUGACAUCGACAACGGAGCGACCACAUGGUACAUUUGCUACGGUCGUCUACUUCUUCCCGUCCACCUGCGUCGGCGGUGCCGUCACGAUCUCGGAAGCGUGCGGGCCAUUCGGAGAUCUGUCGGAACGCGGACCGACGACUUUCGAGUCAUUGGACGGGUGCUUUCUCUUGUUCUACAGCUCGUGCGACGUGACCGUCGCGCCGAUCACAUCCGGACACCGAUCUUGUGCUGUGUAUUACGCGACCCUGGACGACAACUACUUCGACAACUGGACGGCGCCUGAGGUAUGGUUUGCGCCGCCGCUGUUGCCGACGAUCCAAGAGCUACAGGACGCUACUCGUGGCUUCGAUCCGAGACAACGUAAUGCCGUCAUGAUCCGGCUCGAGACGUAUACUGCAACGCCGACGUUUGAUUCGCUCACGGGUCCUGACAAGGCAGUUGUCGAUCUGCUACUGGCGGCCAACGUCUAUGACAUUGCACUGGUGCGCACGGGCGAAGGCGACGACAAGAACAAAGCUAUUCCACCGCUGUCUGGGACGUCCCAUUCAAUGUGCAAAACGCCGGCGCUCGUUCAAGAGGUUUAUGACCAGACGCCGAUCAACGAAGUUGCAGAAGACACCGACGAGAUCAAGUCACGUGGCAACUUCCUGCUCGUGUGGCCCAAGGCGUGCCGCGUACGCAUUUUGGGCUACGACCGCACGAUCGCGCUCUUGCGCGGCAAUGUGGACGGUGACGUCGUCGACGGACUCGGCUUCGAGUCGCUCCACGGCAUCUUUGAAGCGGCGUUCCGUGCCUUCUACCCGCAGCGUCCUCACCAUGGCCGCAACCCGCCUCAAGUCACGUACGCGAUGGCGUCACUGCUCUACGACUAUGGCGACUUGCAGCUCAUCGAGGCGUUCAUGGACGCUCACGAGCGAUGGGCCGACGACGAAAACAUGGCUACUUGGCUCCUCGCGGUGCUCCGACGCUUUGGCACGCCACGUUUUCAGCACCGACUCCAUACAGUGAAGGCCUCGAGCGCUUUUGCUGCUCAUUUGGUGCAUCUCGCGACGGGCGGCGACGCACUCGCGCAAAUGAUCGCACACGACUGUGUUCCGCUGUGGUGGCCUCGCCUGCUGCGCUACAUCCCCACGAAGCGAAUGCUGGGCGACAUGCUCGCUGUCGAGACGUACCGAUCGGCGUGGCUGCGUCAGCGUACUUGCGCCGUUGCUUACCGGACGUUGUCGUGCGCAAGGUGGCGACGUACCUUCCGUCGCCGCUCGCGUCACUACUGGACACUGUCCGAGCCAACCACUGCCUCGUCGCUAUUCUUCCAGCCGCCGUGUGGUCCAGGCGAGACUCGCUGGGCAUCGAGCGCCUCGCAACCUGCAUUGCGCCCGCCGUCGAGUAUUUGCGCUUGGACCCUGAGCGCCUAAGCAGCUGCCGUGGCCACA